Solanum verrucosum is the source of this 2102-nucleotide messenger RNA. RefSeq names its product pentatricopeptide repeat-containing protein At3g29230. The record is from RefSeq and is a predicted model, not a curated record. NCBI's taxonomy places the organism in Eukaryota, Viridiplantae, Streptophyta, Magnoliopsida, Solanales, Solanaceae. Gene Ontology annotation, biological process: RNA modification. The coding region runs from base 89 to 1897 and encodes 602 amino acids. The transcript has a single exon. Gene Ontology annotation, molecular function: RNA binding; protein binding.
AUGAACGUUCGUUUAGAGUUCAACUAAAAUCUUUACUCUAUCAAAGACCCAAUUCGACUAUUUUUCUUCAAAAAUUCCAAUUUGUAAGAUGCAGAUGCCAACACCAAUCCGAGCUCCUACAUGGGUUUCAAGGCGAAGACACUUCGAGCAGAAAUUAUGGGAUUUAGAUAAAUGCAGAGACAUUAACCAACUGAAGCAAAUGCAGGCAUUGGUAUACAAAUCCAAUCUUGAACAAGACCCUUUCAUUUCUCCAAAGCUAAUUGCUGCUUUCUCUAAUUGUAGACAAAUGGGUUCUGUUUUGAAGGUUUUUGAUCAAGUGCGUGACCCUAAUGUGCAUUUGUAUAAUGCUUUGAUAAGAGCUCAUAUUUACAACUCUCAACCAUCUCAAGCUUUUGAUACUUUCUUUGAUAUGCAGUCUUCUGGUAUUUUUCCUGAUAAUUUUACCUUUUCGUUUCUUCUAAAGGGUUGUUCGGGGAAGUGUUGGUUGAGUGUUGUGAGUAUGAUUCAUACCCAUGUUGUGAAAUGGGGGUUUGAGGAUGAUAUAUAUGUGCCCAAUUCGUUGAUUGAUGCUUAUUCCAAGUGUGGGUUAGUUGGUGUCCGAAUUGCAGGUCAGUUGUUUUGGGGAAUGAAGGAGAGAGAUGUUGUUUCUUGGAAUUCCAUGAUUAGUGCGUUGCUGAAAGUGGGGGAUUUGAGUGAAGCGCGGAAGCUGUUCGAUGAAAUGCCUCAAAGAGAUAGGGUUAGUUGGAAUACUAUGUUAGAUGGAUAUACCAAGGCUGAGCAAAUGAGUGUGGCAUUUGAGUUGUUUAAAACUAUGCCACAGAGGGAUGUCGUCUCUUGGUCCACCAUGGUCUCGGGUUAUUGCAAAGCUGGGGAUUUGGAGAUGGCUCGGAUGUUAUUUGAUAAGAUGCCUUCCAAGAAUUUGGUUUCUUGGACAAUAAUGAUAUCAGGGUAUGCUGAAAAGGGUCUUGUAAAUGAGGCAAUUCAGUUGUUCAUGCAAAUGGAGGAGACAGGUUUGAGGCUUGAUGUUGCGGCUUUUGUUAGCAUUUUAGCUGCCUGUGCAGAAUCGGGCAUGCUUAGUUUGGGUAAAAAAGUGCAUGAUUCCGUCGAAAGGAGUAUGUACAAGUGUAAUACUUUGGUUUGUAAUGCGUUGAUUGAUAUGUAUGCCAAGUGUGGAUGUUUGCACAAGGCUUAUAAAGUCUUUAACGGGCUGAAAAAAAGAGACUUGGUAUCUUGGAAUGCUAUGAUACAUGGGUUGGCUAUGCAUGGACGUGGAAAGAAGGCACUUGAGCUCUUCAUUAGGAUGAAGCAAGAAGGAUUUGUGCCUGAUAAAGUGACAUUAGUUGGUAUAUUGUGUGCGUGCAAUCAUACUGGUUUGGUGGAUGAGGGAAUACUUUUUUUCUAUUCCAUGGAGAAAGAUUAUGGGGUAAAACCUGAAGUAGAACAUUAUGGUUGUCUUAUUGAUCUUUUAGGCCGUGGUGGCUAUGUUAGAGAAGCUUUUGAACUUGCACGAAAGAUGCCGCUUGAACCUAACGUUAAAAUUUGGGGUUCCCUUUUAGGGGCUUGCAGGAUGCAUAAAGAUGUUGAACUUGCAGAUGACUUGCGUAACCUCCUAGUUAAAUUAGAGCCUAAAAAUGCUGGAAAACUUUCUGCAUUGUCGAAUAUUUAUGCUUCAGCAGGAGACUGGGAUAAUGUUGCCAACAUAAGGUUGAUGAUGAAGAACAUUGGCAGGCCAAAUCAAUCCGGUGCCAGCUUAUUACUAUUGAAUGAUGAAUACCGUGAAUUCACCGUGAUGGAUAAAUCUCACGUCAAAUCAGACAAGAUUUAUCAGAUGGUAGACAGAUUAGGUCAGCAUCUUAAAUUGCUUUCUCCUGUUCCAGCAGGUCUUUGCGAUGAAUGAUGAGUUUCAUGAACUGAGAUGUGUCUCUUACAUCAGACCAGAUAUAAUAGAUUUAUGCAGUUAAUCAACACUUUCUUGUAAAUAGUAUUCCCAGAUAAGUUAACUAUUAUGUAACGAUACAAAGCUGCAAUGAUAAGUAUGAUUCCUGGGAUCAAUCUCUCUCGAAGCAGCAAUGACACUUGAAAUAAAGGUGAAAUUUGUUGUA